UCCAGCCACCAAACAGCUCCCCGAGGCAUCGGCAGUGCUCCUAAAAUGCAUCCACACGUACAGAUAAGCAUGAGUAGUUGAAAAACAGAUACCAGCACCUGCCCACGCCCCUCGCUGCAACGAAAGAGCCUUUGGGUGAGCUCCGGCACAGCGCGAGAGCAGAAACGCGAGCGGCUGAGUUACCUAAUGGUUGACUCUGGCGACCGGGCGCCAGGACUCCUGGGCCCCAUUCCUACACCUCGCCCUUUCUUCCUGCCUGAUCUUUGCCAAAUCAAUUCUUUAUGCCUCCGUUCCACCGACCGUGUAUCUGCCCAUCUGUUGAGGACAGUGCGAGGGCUGCGGGGAGAGAUUCAGCUUGGAGAUCACAUCUGUGCAUGUUUUCAGGACUCCUGCGCUGUCGUAUUUUCAGGUUGUUUUCUUCGUGUGCUUUACAGCACUUUGCGUGCGCUCACCUGUGCUUCUGCUUUCCCGUAAUCAGUUUGGCCGGAGGGGGACGAAUGUGGGCGUAAAACCCCGGGCCCGGUUGGGAGCAAGGGACGGGUAUCAGGACUCAAAUGGCUUUGGUCUUGUGUUUUUUUUAAUGGACUGGCCGGGUCUUCUUAGCCCUGUAGCGCUGCUCUGCAUGCACGAUUUCUUCCCCUGGCCUUUCCCAGCGCCCUGGUGCAAGGGGCUGUACAAAUGCAGAGCAAAGACAGCAGUUUGGAGAGUGCUUUGUGAAGAAAGACACUGGAGAAAGUCAGGGUGGCUUGGUUGUUCGGGUGGCUCAGAUAAAGUAUUGCCCCGUCAGUUUUGCACACGGCGGAUCUGAUCCCGCAUUUCUAACACCCCGAGCUCCACCUGACAGCACCGGAGUUGGAGAUGUCCCAGGUGGACAAGAUUGGCAACAAACCUGUGCCGAUUCCCCUUGUGUGAUCCCUGGCUUUGGGAGGCAUCAAGCUCUUUAUUUUUAAUUUUUUUUUUUAACUGUAAAAUGCAAGCUUCUCCAUGGCUUCUGCUGUCCGUGGGGUUAAAAAGUCCUGCGCCUGGAAGCUGGGAAUAGCUGGGAAUUGGAGCACGGCCCCUUUAACAGCCCAUUGCAUGGCGUUAGAAUAUAGUCUUUGUUUAACUAGUGCUGAUUGUUCCCAGUGGACCGGACUGGAACGGUUUGCUGAGACCAGAGGGGUCUCAGGCUUGGGGCCAACAGUCAGCUUACAGAUCAGAGCUGUUCAGACCAUACAAGGAGGAAAAAGAGAGGCGCAGCGUGAUCUCUGCACUUCCUGCCAUGGGUUUUGGAGUUUAUAUUAAAUGCUGCUUCCUGGUUCUGGAAAGUGUGGGAGGACAGAUUGCGCGAUGAUCCCAUCUAAUGCCGAGACUGAAAGAAUCGCGCUCCCACGAGUCUCUGCUCAGUCCCAGUAGUGCUGUCGAGGCUCUGGAUCUCAGCAUGGAGGAGGAGGUGGUCAUCAAACCAGUCCACAGUAGCAUUUUGGGACAGGACUAUUGCUUUGAGGUGACGACUUCAUCAGGAAGCAAGUGCUUCUCCUGUCGUUCUGCCGCAGAGCGAGAUAAAUGGAUGGAGAACCUGCGGCGUGCUGUGCACCCCAAUAAGGACAACAGCAGAAGGGUAGAGAAUAUGUUAAAGUUAUGGAUUAUUGAAGCCAAGGACCUGCCAGCCAAGAAAAAGUACUUGUGUGAAUUAUGCCUGGAUGACGUUCUUUACGCACGAACUACCUGUAAAUUGAAAACUGACAAUGUCUUUUGGGGGGAGCACUUUGAAUUUAAUAACCUCCCAUCACUCAAGAACAUUACCGUGCACUUGUACAAAGAGACCGACAAGAAGAAGAAGAAAGACAAGACCAACUUCAUCGGGCAGGUGAACAUCCCCGUGGGCUCUGUCACGGGCCGGCAGUUUGUGGAGAAAUGGUACCCCGUGGUCAGCCCCAACCCCAGCAAAGGCAAGUCUGCAGGGCCCAUGAUCCGCAUCAAGUCCCGUUACCAGACCAUGAGCAUCCUCCCCAUGGAGAUGUACAAGGAGUUCGCCGAGUACAUCACCAACAACUACAUGGUGCUGUGCUCUGUGCUGGAGCCUGCGCUGAGCGUGAAGAACAAAGAGGAGAUGGCUUCGGCCUUGGUUCACAUCCUGCAGAGCACCGGGAAGGCCAAGGAUUUCUUGACCGACCUCAUGAUGUCUGAGGUGGACCGCUGCGGGGAGAACGAGCACCUCAUCUUCCGGGAGAACACGCUGGCCACCAAAGCCAUCGAGGAGUACCUGAAGCUCGUGGGGCAGAAAUACUUGCAGGAUGCCUUAGGGGAGUUUAUCAAAGCGCUGUACGAGUCCGAUGAAAACUGCGAGGUGGAUCCCAGCAAGUGCUCGUCCUCGGACCUUCCCGAACAUCAGAGCAACCUGAAAAUGUGCUGCGAGCUGGCCUUCUGCAAAAUCAUCAACUCCUACUGCGUCUUCCCCAGGGAGCUCAAAGAGGUCUUUGCUUCGUGGAGACAAGAGUGCAGCAACCGCGGCCGCCCGGAUAUCAGCGAGCGCCUCAUCAGUGCCUCCUUGUUCCUCCGGUUCCUCUGUCCAGCCAUCAUGUCCCCUUCCCUCUUCAAUCUCCUCCAGGAGUACCCCGACGACCGCACUGCACGCACUUUGACCCUCAUUGCCAAGGUCACGCAGAACCUCGCCAACUUUGCAAAAUUUGGCAGCAAAGAGGAAUAUAUGUCCUUUAUGAACCAGUUUCUGGAGCACGAAUGGACGAACAUGCAGCGAUUCCUCCUGGAAAUUUCCAAUCCCGAGACCAUCUCCAAUACAGCUGGCUUUGAAGGCUACAUCGACCUUGGCCGAGAACUGUCCACGUUGCACUCUCUGCUCUGGGAGGUCAUUUCUCAGCUUGAACAGGCAAUGGCAACGAAACUGGGGCCUCUGCCUCGGAUUCUGAGGGACGUCAACACGGCGCUCAAUAACCCGGCAUGCGUGCAGGUCUCGGUCACGGCCGACCACACCGCGUCCACGCCCAGCGCUGGCAACAGCAUCUCUGCGGGGCUGCAGAAAAUGGUGAUAGAGAAUGACUUAUCUGGUCUGAUAGAUUUCACCCGGUUACCGUCUCCCACCCCUGAAAACAAGGACUUGUUUUUUGUCACAAGGUCUGCUGGGGCCCAGCCCUCCCCUGCCCGCAGCUCCAGCUAUUCGGAGGCCAAUGAGCCUGACGUGCAGAUGUCCAAUGGCAGCAAGAGUUUGUCCAUGGUGGACUUGCAGGACAAUCGCGUCUUGGACGGCGGGGCCAACGCGCCCGGGACUGCUGACUCUCUCAAUGACAGUCAGUUGUCCAUCGGGCAGUUACAGGGCGUAUGGACCACACGAACUCAGCAGAACAAUGUGGCGGGCAUGGCCACGGUGCGCCGGGUCGGCCAGACCCCCACCACCCCCAAUGCCGAGAGCGCUCCUGGCCGGCCCCAACUCCUGGCACCGCUGUCCUUCCAAAACCCGGUGUACCAGAUGGCUGCCGGGCUGCCGCUGUCGCCCCGCGGCCUGGCGGACUCGGGCUCGGAGUGCCACAGCUCGCUCAGCUCCCACAGCAACAGCGAGGAGCUGACGGCCAACAAGCACGGCUUCGUCGCACCUGCGGCAGCCGAGGACUUUGCCCGGCGGACGGGGGAGCUGGCCCGCCGGCAGCUCUCGCUGACGGAGAAGGGCGGGCAGCCCACCAUGCCCCGGCAGAACAGCGCCGGGCCACAGAGACGGAUAGACCAGCCGCCUCCGCCCCCACCGCCCGUCACCAGGGGCAGGACGCCGCCCUCGCUGCUCAACACGGUCCAGUACCAGCGCCCGUCCAGUGGGAGCAUGAUGUCCUCCUCGCCCGACUGGCCGGGUAGCGGGGCCCGUCUGCGGCAGCAGUCCUCCUCCUCCAAGGGCGACAGCCCCGAGAUGAAGCAGCGCACCAUGCACAAGCAGGCCCCUUCUCCUGUGAACCCCAAUGCCCUGGACCGCACUGCUGCUUGGCUUUUGAAUAUGCAGUUUGUAGAAGAUGAGAGCAUUGACCCAGAUUCCAAGCACAGGGAUAAGCACGAGCUCAGCCAAGCAGAAAAGUACCAGCAGGACCUGGUAGUGCUGCAGGACAAGCUCCGCAUCUCCAACAAGAAACUGGAGGAGUACGAGAGCCGCUUCAAGUGCCAGGAGGAGACGACGCAGAAGCUGGUGCUGGAGUACCAGGCCCGGCUGGAGGAGAGCGAGGAGCGGCUCCGCCGGCAGCAGGAGGAUAAAGAGAUCCAGAUGAAGGGGAUCAUCAGCAGAUUGAUGUCGGUGGAGGAGGAACUAAAGAAAGAUCAUGCAGAAAUGCAGGCAGCCGUGGACUCCAAGCAGAAGAUUAUCGAUGCACAGGAGAAACGCAUUGCUUCACUGGAUGCGGCCAACGCACGGUUAAUGAGUGCCCUUACUCAGCUGAAAGAGAGGUACAGCAUGCAGACACGUAACGGGAUCUCCCCCACAAACCCAACUAAAUUGCAGAUUACAGAGAACGGAGAAUUCAGAAACAGCAGCAAUUGCUGACCGCGGCGGGCGCUGCUGCAGGAGAGGAGGCCUGGCCGGAGAGACCGCGCAGCAGCGGGCGCGAGCUGCCGCGCGUCUGGGAACCGCUGCUCGCCCCCCCUCCAAGACACCAGCUCCUUGCGGACGGCGCACUUGACUGAUCCUCUGCGGGAGUCGCAACGCCGGCGCACCGAGGGGACGGCGAGACCGAGCUGUGUGAAAUGUGUGGCAUAAGGAAAUCCCCGUAUAUUUGCGAAUUGCUGUCACUGUUGGAUUUAAGUCAGUGUUUAAUGUUUAAGCAAAGUAACCUUUUCCUUCUCAAACUGCCCAAAGGACACGCCUCACAGUUCUUCCCGGCAAGUAAUAAAGGCCUGGUCAUUCCAGUAAGCGAAAUAAAAGGGCCCGGGGCCAAGCCUGCGCCAGGCACCUGGCCCCAAUCAGGCUAGUUAAAGUGUGUUAAAUAGGUAGGUUGCUGGUGGGAAAGCUAGCGGCUGGUUGGGAAAAGUGCUGAGCCCCUCUCCCGCCCGUUAGUGCGCAGCAGAUGACAAAACCUCCGCCCACGAGAACUAGCGUUUGCAGAGAGCCCGAACGUCUCUGGAGGGCCGGGGAGCUGCCUACCCGGCGAGGUAGAGCCGGAGAGAGCACUUCGAGGUGCCUUAGAGCGUGACGAGGUGGCGCAGAGUCCUUUCCAGGCUUUCCCUCUGCGGGCCCGCGCGCUCCCAGGCUCAGCCCACGCGUAUCACACCUAGGGGGGCUGCGCGGCAGCUGGACCGCGGGUCCUUCCCGUUGCCGUCUCCUUUGACCACCCAUUACAAGCCAAGCGAAGGCAGGGCGGCCCGGCCUGCAGCUGCGGGGCAGCGGGGGCUCCUGGGGAGGGGGCUCGCUAGGUGCAGCUUCUCCUCUCCCUUUCCUUUAAAACCACCUGCAUGAAGCAUGGAGGGCAACGGCCUGCACUGCAAGGGAGCAGCAUCUCGCUAGGCUUCCUGCGAGGGGGCAGAGCAAACCCCUCCCCGGCUCACCUCCCCGAGGUCCUGAGCUGCAGGGCUGCGAGCAAAGGGCCACCUGCAAACCGCUCAAGCAAAGAGCCCCCGUAGGACUCAGGGGAAGCAGGAACCCGUUUGCGUAGGGUGUGGCUGCUGGUUUGGAAGAGGAAAGGGUUAUUUGUGGGGAUGUCUGUUCUGUGCAAAGAUUUGUGCUAAUAAUUCAGGAGAAAAAACAAAACAGAAAACAAGGACCCUGAAGAACCAUAAAGAUUGGUAAUUGUAUUUCUUUUCUUUCACAGUAUGCAUUAGAAAAAAAAUCAGCCCAUUUUCUGGAAUACUGUCCUCUUUAAAUUGGGAGUGAGCACUGCAUGGAAAUUCCCCGCCUCGAAGAAUGUAAAACAUGGUCAUAAGGAACCGCAGCAGCCACCGCAAACCCCCAUGUCAGGAAGCACUGUGCAGACAUAAGCCAGGAUUAGACUUUCCUAACUGCUGAAACAAGCAGAUUCGGCACAUGCAGAUGCGCGUUGCUCAGCGGAGGGGUCACCUCCUUAACGGGGGAUUAUGCCACCGACCUGCUGCCAGUGCAGGUUCGUUGUUGUUCUUUUUUGGUUUUUUUUAAGUUAGUUCUUUUGUGAAUCCCGGUCUCAGAGCAGGUCUUUCCUACCGAGACCCAGAGAGAUGAUUUCACUGAGACAUGUGAUGUACAGUGUACAGGACAUCUGCCUCUCCUCCACCAAGCGCGUAAUAUGCUUACUGUAUGCUUGUCCUGAUCCCCCCAGUGCCAUGUUUAAAUGUACAGUCAGAAGGGACUAGGACACUCACUGAAUUCUGCCUAGCGUAGCUACCACCUCCAGCUUCACAGUUCCUACAUCGUGCUAGCAGCUGCAGUUUGCCACUCAAAACCUGUGUUUCCAUGCUGUCCCGCAACUCUCAGGCUCAUAAAAAAAAAAAAAAAAAAGAAUUAUGUCAGAAGCAAUUGUUUUAAAGCCUAAAGCUUCUUUUUUUCCAAAAGAGCUUCUCUAUCCCCCGGAAACCCCGGCCCGGGCCAGAGGUGGCUGCACCCGCGGCAGCUCCGGUCCUUGGAUACCUGAACAACGUGGCUGCGCACAGAGGUCUGCACACAUCAGGAAUGCCGGCCCAUCUCCUGAUUUAAAUUCACAGCUUGGCGCCAACAUAAAAAAAGAAACUCCUCAGAGGAAAGUAAUAACUAAAUAUUUAUGCCAAGUAAGGUCACCACUGCAUAUUGGAGCAUUAGCAGAGAUGGCUUUGAAGAAGCUCACAAAACUGACACUCAGAAUUACUGCGGAGAAAGACCCACACACGUUAGGACCAUACAGGGUACUGUGAACAAUUUGGUAUGUGCACUUUUAUCCACCAUUGUCUCGGUGUCAAAUACCUUCCGCCAACCCUGCAAAAAGAUGACUUUAAACAGCUGUUGCCCUGAGAUGUAUUUUUUUAAACCCGGCUAUUUUUUUUUUCCAGUACUGAAAUAUUCGUCCUCUGUGAGAUGGAAGCUCUCGAGAGAGAGACGCACACAAAUAGGAUGCAAGGAUGACAAUGCUAGCAGGGGGCGGAGGCAGGAACUGGUUUCCAUUCGUACGUGGACAUGCUAGGAAACUUUUUGGCUGCAAAAGGAGCGUGGUCCGUAAGAAUUAAAGGGGGGUGGGGAGGAUGCAAAAGCCACAAAACAACUGCCGAGUGCUGAAGCGAAGUACAGGUCCUCUUACCCCAUGGUUCCCCGACAAGCCCAGGCACCGCUCUCCUGGCUUCUCAGUGACUAGGUUAAUUCCUGGGUAACACCAGGCUCCCAAAUUAGAGCCCAGCGUUGCUUUUUUGGAAAGCAGACAGCCAUCCAUCAGGCCUUCCCGAUGAGCCCCCAGACCCGCAGAAGGGCCAAACCCAGCACCCACUGCUGAAGCUGUUUAGUUUCUUGAGCCAGUGCAACGCGCCCCCUCCCCAGUCCAGAGGAAAUCUCUCUUUAGCAAAGAAACCACCUCCCCCCAGCAAUGCUUGGAUCCAGGUCUGAAACCACCCACCUCAAAGCCCCGAGCGCUGCUCACCGAGGCUUUGCUUCCAGCCCAUGUCUACUGUUGCUCCAAAGCAUGUGUUCGCCAUGCCCAGGCCCGGGGUGCAUGCCUCCGGCUGUGCCCCAUGAGAUCUGGCCAAGCCCCGCACCUCACAGGGGUCCUAUCAUCCUGGAGCCAGUUUGGGGAGGUGCAUGCAGUAGCAGAGCAUGACCCAGCUACCCCAUGACCUGCACGCUUCACGCUGGUGCUCGGGGUCUGCGGGCACCGGGGAGCGCGUGCAGCACGGAGCGUGAUGCCAGCCUGGCGAUGCCCCUGUGACCGCGCUGGGUGUUUGCCGGUGGCGUGCCAGCCUUACCUACCAGCUGUGCAGAGGCGCGUGCUGCUUGUAGGCGCAGGGCCGUGACUGUAUUGUACUGCUGUUUAUGCCGGCGGUAGGCUCAGCCCAGCCAGGUCGGACCCAGAUCGGGGAUCUCAGCCAUCUGGUGGGGGAAGAGCCUGAUCUGGCUCCAGGAUGUGGGGGCUGGUCCAUCUCCAGGGCCCAGGGCUGCUUUUUGGGGCUUAGAGAGAGCACGAGGGAGGCGGUGGGGUCAGGGCCGCUUUCUGGUCUAAUAAGAGCAGACGGGCCAGGCUCUGUGCCCAAAGACCCAGGGCUAGCCUGGUCCCCGCAGUCCCAUUUUGGGAACAGCCACUCCCAGCAGUCACUUCCGUGUUGCACAGAAACGUUAGGCUCCACCUAAAAGAGAGCAGGGAACUCUGCAGUUGGGCUGUAGCCUUGUCUUUAGACAGGGGGAAGGGGUGUUUUUAUAGCACCUGCUUGCACUGCCAGUCAUACCCCUCCCCUUCCCACCCCCUGGUUUUUGGACUUACCUGUAUAAGUUUGCAUGUGAUGCUGGACACACGUGGCUGUGCAGGGAGCCACGGGCUGGCAGCCUCCCUGGGAAUUUUGCAAAGGGACUGGAUAUGCCGGGGCCCCACAAAGCAUCACAGCAUCUGCUCAUGCAACCAAUUCCCUGCUUUAAAACCUAAGCCACAAGGACUCGCUCUGUUUUGGCAGGGAGAGGGGCCAGUGGCCUUAUCCCAUCACCGAGUUCCUCUGGAGAGAGGCAGUUCUCUGCCGCCGUGGCUGAGCGCGGCUCUGACGCUGCCGAGGCCUGUGGGCGCACCGCGAGCCCUAACGGGGAGGUCAGGCCGGAGAAGCAGAGGUGGGGAUGCUCGCUGACAGGCAGCCGCAUGCCGCAGGACCAGGGCAGUGCUCUGCCCAGAGGACAGUCGCGUCGUCCACUCCCCCAAGCCCGGCUCCCUCGUAGCCGCUGGCUUUGCCCCGCGAGGCAGCCCGAGCCCAGCAGCACCCCUGCCGUGGCCCUGGGGUGGGGGGAGCUCCCCGCAGACCAUGGGCUAGGCCUCGCCCAUCCUCUGUCCCUCGGGGCUUGUAUCCCAGGCCACCUCCGCCCGCAGACACGUCACUUGGGUGCCUAGUGUCCUUAAGCUGCCUCAAGCUAAGGGGGGUCCCAUUCUGCCAGGCUCUAGGACUGGUCCACGUGCCCCAUGAGGAAGGGCAGCGUCGGCCACACAACUCAUGUCUGUAGCCGCGGCCUGACCUCAAGCAUCAGCCGAGCGUACCCGCCGCGCCCAUCGCCGAGCUGUCGUCCUGCCUCUUGGCUGGGCGCCGGCGCGGAGCCCGGCUGGGUUGGGGUGAGGAGGGGAAGACGUAAACCUAUCAAAAACAUGCUGAGCACAGGCUUUCCCAACCAAAUCCGGUCCGAGAGGACGCUACACAAGGCUCCUAACACGCGCGUGUGCUGGAAGAGGGUUUCAGUCUCACCAAUUGACUUUCACAGGCAACGUGAGCUGUGACAUCGCUGUAAAUUUUAUGUGGUUCUGCAUCAAUUACCGGUACCCCGAAGUGCAGUCUCCAUGGUCACAUAUUCCUUUCCCAUACAUCACUGUGUCUUAAGAUAUACCUCUCUCUCUGUCUGUCUGCUUAGGCUGAUCCUUGUUCCUGAUAAGCAGUCGCUAUGUUUUAUAUCCCUCUUAUAAAGAAAACAAAACAAAAAAAAAGAAAUGAAACCCUUUUUUUUUGUAAGUAUGUUUAAAAAAAAAAAACGACAAAAAACCCAGAACAAAACCAAGAGCAGUGGAAGUGUUUGCUGAACCUCCUUCAGCGUCUUUUAAACUAUGUAAUAAUGUACAGAGAAAGUCGUUGGUGUUCGAAGACAUGAUGUGGCUGUGCAAUUUAUGUACAUUUGCAAUUAGAAAUAUUAAAGAUUUAUUUAGCUAUUUUA
Molecule: messenger RNA, 9787 nt
Organism: Alligator mississippiensis (American alligator)
Lineage: Eukaryota; Metazoa; Chordata; Crocodylia; Alligatoridae
Gene: DAB2IP
Product: DAB2 interacting protein
Exons: 14
Coding region: 1343-4516 (1057 amino acids)
Biological process (GO): regulation of GTPase activity
Source: RefSeq, a predicted model, not a curated record